AUGGCAAAAUUUAACCAUGGUAUUUCAAUUGAUAUUGAUGAUCAAGUUAAUUUAUAUAAUUCAAAACAUGAAGAUGAUGAAGAAGUUAAAAUAAAUGAUAUGAAAGAUUAUCAAGAAAAAGUAUCUUUAAAAAUGACAUUACUUGGGGCAUUAUUAUUUAUAUAUAUAGAGAAAGACUAUGAUUUGGCUUCAAAACAGGAAUCAUAUAAUUAUCAUUUAAUUGCCCGUGAUAUGUUAUUUCAUAGUUUAAAACAAAUACAUAUAGAAAAUAGAAAUGAUAGAGAAAAUAGGUGGAAAGAGGCUAUUUUAGAAUUUGAGGCAAAUAUAAAUGCACUACCACCAUCAUUAGAGACAUCCUGGACAUUUUCAAUGGCAAUAUUUUAUGUUGGAACAAUUUAUACAACAAUUGGUUAUGGUAAUAUAGCAUGUGCCACGACAACAGGAAGAAUUGUUAGUAUCAUUUAUGCUUUCAUUGGUAUUCCAAUAUUUUUAAUAAUAUUAAAUAAUCUUAAUGAAUUUUUACUUAAAAAAAUUAAAAUGAUAAGUAUUCUUUUUGAGAAUAAUAUUUUUUAUUAUUCUAUAAAAUUUGGAUUAUUAAAAUUGGAGGGUGAAAAAAAAAUUAAAUAUUACAAAAAAUUGAAGAAAGAAAAAAAUGUUGAUAAUUUAAUAGAAAAUGAAUUAAUUGAUUUAUCAAAAGUUAAUGAUAAUACCAGUGAUACAUGUAUAAAAAUUAAUAUAGAAGAAAAUGAAAAAAAUUUUGUUCAUAAUCCUCCAAUAUUAACAGGUGUCCUGAUAACAUUAAUAUGGAUAUUUUUGUCAGCAGGAUUAUUUUGCCUAUGGGAAGAUUGGACAUAUGGAUCAUCAACAUAUUUUAUAUUUAUAUCACUUUUAACAAUUGGUUUUGGAGAUAUUUAUCCUGUUCAUAGACCAGAAUUAUUUUGUUGGGCAUUUGGUGCUGUUAUUAUUGGUUUAUCAUUAGUUACCGUUUGUAUUUCAUUAUGUCAGGAGAAGAUAGAAUUAUUAUAUAAAUCAUUUCUUGAUAAAUUACUUGAUGAUUAUAUUAAAGCCCUCGAGAGUGGUGAUCCAAAUGCUGUUAAAGAUGCUAUGUCAGCAUUUGGUGGUAAGGCAAAAUUUAUUAUGCCUUUAAUUAGUAAAAGUAAAGGUCUUAAAAUGAUGGAACAAUUAAAAAGUGAUGCUAAGGAGAAAGGUAUUGAUUUACCACCAUCUAUUUCAUCUGUCAACCCCGAGACUGGAAGACCAAAUUUUUGUGAAACAACAAAAGAUAAGUUGGAUGAUUUAAUUAAAAAUGAAAAAAUAAAUGCUGAAAAAGUUUCUUCUAUUAUAAAAAAUAAAAUUGAUGAAGAUAAGAAAAAAAUCAAUUUUGAAAAUGUUAAAAAUUCACAAAUACAAACAGAUGAAUCAUUAUUAGAUGAAUAUAUUAAAAAUGUUGGAAAAUUAAAAAAUUACGAUAUUACUAGUCAGAUGAGUUCAAUUAUCAAUGACGAUAUAAUUCAAAUAGAAAAUAAGAAAAUUAACAAUUUCAAUGAUGUGAGUAGUUUAAAAAUACCUACAACAAAUACAUCAAAUCAAACAGAUAUAAUAUUGUUAAAAGAUUGUGGAAUCCAACCUGAUGUUAGUUAUAUAGUUAAACAUUUUCAUAUUAAAAACAAUCAAUUUGAAAAUAUUUUAAAUGAUGACAAAUUAAAGUGUAACAAUAUUUCAUCAUCUAAUGAAAAUAUUUGUGUUAAUUUUAUGAAAGACACUGCAUUAGAUCCAAUUGAUAUAUUAACAAAUAUCAAUACAAGUACACAAACCAAAGAGAUUGCAAUAAGAAGUAGGAGAUCACAAACAAGGCUUACGGGAAUUGUUAAAGCAAGAAAAAAUAUUAAAAUUCAUUCUAUUUCAAUGGAACAUGAUAUUCAUAAUCAAAAAAAUAGAUAUAAAAAUAAAAAAAUUAACAAAAGUGGAAUGACAAAAAAAGAAAAAAAUCAUCUAAAAAAUUUUUUACUUAAUAUUAGAAAUAAUGAUAAACAAAAUUUUGAUGAUGAUGUUAAUAAACCUAUUGAUAAAAUUGACAUAUUGACAACUAGAGAUGAAAAAAUUUUAUUGAUAAAAGAAUUGGAAAAUUAUAGAUCAAAAAAUAAUAUUUAUAAAAUUGUUCAUGAUAAAUCAGAUAAUUAUGACUAUGAAUUGAAGUCUAAUAUAACACAACAAAAAUUACCAAAUAAUACUUCUUUAGAUUCUGAUAAUUUUAUUAUCAAAAAUGCAAAAUUAUGUAAAGAAAAAAAUUUACAAUCUUUACCAUUAAUAUCACUAGGUAACAAUUUAAUAGAUAGUAAUAAAAAUCUUCCUGUAACAAAUGAUAAAAAAAUGACAUCAAUUGGUAUAUCAAUGUCAGGUGAAAAAGAAAAAAAUAUCAAUUUAUUACCAAAUAAUCAGGAUAAGUAUUCAAAAAUUGAACAAUCACCAAAUAUAAUUAAUUUAAUUGAUUCUCAAAUUAACUCUAACCAAAAAAAUAUUCAGGUCAAUGGUAAAACUUCUAUACCUCAAAAUAAUAAAGAAGACUGUCCUGAAAAAGAAGUAUCAUUAGAUGGUAAAAAGUAUGAAGAAGUUACUAUAAAUAUAGAAUUAACUAAAAAAUUAAAAAAUGAAGAUUUAAAAUUAAUAACUACCAAGGAAAAAGAUUAUAUUUCAAAGUUAACUGAAAAUACAAAUCUUAUCUUCUCUGAUAGUAGUGAUUCAGAGGAACAUGAUAUUGAUGGUAAAAAGUUACAUGAUAUUAUAAAAAUGCAUGAUAGAUUUAGUAGUGAGGAUGAUAAUAUAAGUAUUGAGGAACUUUUUACUGAUACAUGGGUACAAACUGAUGGUGAAUUUGGAAAGCCAAAAUUACCAUUAAAAGAUAAUACCAGCCAAUAUGAUAAAACAAUUGAUCAAUCAUAUUUUAUUGAAAAAAAUUCCCAAACAGUGGAUAAAAGUUUUGUAAACAAUGAUAGUCAAACAAUUAUAAAUGAAUUAAAUGAUACUGAGUCUCAGACAACUAUUAAUAUGGAUAACAUUUACAUUAAAGAAGAUUCUGAUGAUCUUGAUAAAAAUAUCCAAAUUCAAGAUGUUGCUGUGCAGACAUAUCGUGAUUAUGGAAAUUUUACCUCUCAAUAUAAUUAUGAGAUACCUAAAAUGGAUUCACAAACACAAUAUAUUUCUAACAGUAGUGAAUUUGGAAGUCAAUAUAUUUAUAAACCAGAAACAAUGUCAAAGGAAUCACAGAUAAAGGCAGAAUUUGUGGAUUUUAGUAAUCAAUAUGCAUUUAUACCAUUGACAGUUGACUCAGAAGUACAAGUUUCAUGUAAGAAAAAAGAAAAUAAUACACAAACAAGGAUUAAAUUUUAUGAAAAUCAAGCAACUCAAUUUAAUUUAGAAAAAAUUAACAAAGAAACACAGGUUGGUUUUGAUGAAGGAAUAAUAAGUAGAAAUAUUUCUUUAAAAAAUUUAAUCAUACGAGAAAAAGAGUGUUUAAAAGAAGGUGUUGAAGACAUUUCAAAAAUGUUGUUUAAAAAAAAAUACGAAGAAAGCGUUCCCUCUACUACAAAAUUUACAUUAUUUGAGGAGGAUUCUAAUUCAUUAUUAAAAUCAAAAAACUGGAAGAGUGGUUUUUUAAAUAAAGAGGAAAAUGAUAGUAUCAUUUCAUCAUGUCACACUUCCCAAAAAGAUAUAAAUAAAAAAAAUUUAAAAAAAGAUUACAUUGAAUCUGAAAUUACAGUACAACAUUAUAAUAAAAAACUUGAAUUUACCAAUUAUGGAGAUGAUGUUACUCAUAAUACUUCUAAAGAUGAAUUAUAUACAGAAGAGGGAGAUUUUGAAUCACUUAUUAGUGAUGGCGAAACAGAAAGUAAUAGUGAAAAAAAAUCAGAUCAAUUAGUUGAUGUAGGAAUCCAGACAGGUGUCCUAGCCAGAGUCCAACAUAUAUAUGGAGAGGGCCGAAAACACUCAGGAACAAGUGAUUCUGUAAAUACCGUUCCACCAGAGUUUCAAAAAGUUAGUCUUAAGAGACUUCAUGCAAUAGAUGAUAAGGGUGUUUAUCGUAGUAUUGAUAUCACACCUCCAGCAUCACCUUCAUCAAUUUCAGUUAAAAGAAAAUUAAGUUUAAAAAAAGAUCGUUCCUCAAAAAUAUAUAAUGAUAAUUUAAAAAAUCAAAUUAAAGAAAGUACAGUACCAAGUUUGAUAAGAAGUUUUAAUACAUUUGAAGAAGAGGAAGAAUCCUCACCAAGUGGCAAACUAAAUCCACCAAAAAAAUAA
This is a messenger RNA of Strongyloides ratti, 4293 nucleotides long. Its product is annotated as Potassium channel subfamily K member 18. Gene Ontology annotation, cellular component: membrane. Lineage: Eukaryota; Metazoa; Nematoda; Chromadorea; Rhabditida; Strongyloididae. Gene Ontology annotation, biological process: potassium ion transmembrane transport; stabilization of membrane potential. The transcript is spliced from 5 exons. The record is from RefSeq and is a predicted model, not a curated record. Gene Ontology annotation, molecular function: potassium ion leak channel activity. The coding region runs from base 1 to 4293 and encodes 1430 amino acids.